AUGACGCUGUACUCUCUGUCCUCAGAGGCUGUGGAGGUGCAGGAGCUGUCCUCCAUGUUUGUCCAGGUGAAGACAGUCUUUGGGCUCCGGCUGCAGUACUCCUGGUCUGAGUCCAGGCUUUACCUGCAGCUAGACCAGCGCUGGCUCCAGGACACGCUGGGACUAUGUGGGACCUUCAACGGGAACAACCAGGACGACUUCCUGUCUCCUUCUGGGAUGGUGGAGAGCACACCUCAGCUGUUUGGGAACUCCUGGAAGCUGUCGUCAGGAUGCAGCUCCAGCCUCCCCCUCCUCCCCCACAGCGACCCCUGUGACUCACACCAGCAGAGCGCGACCCCUGUGACUCACACCAGCAGAGCGGUGAGUCUCCCCCUCCUCCCCCUCCUCCCCCACAGCGACCCCUGUGACUCACACCAGCAGAGCGCGACCCCUGUGACUCACACCAGCAGAGCGGUGAGUCUCCCCCUCCUCCCCUCCUCCCCCACAGCGACCCCUGUGACUCACACCAGCAGAGCGGUGAGUCUCCCCCUCCUCCCCCUCCUCCCCCACAGCGACCCCUGUGACUCACACCAGCAGAGCGCGACCCCUGUGACUCACACCAGCAGAGCGGUGAGUCUCCCCCUCCUCCCCCUCCUCCCCCACAGCGACCCCUGUGACUCACACCAGCAGAGCGCGACCCCUGUGACUCACACCAGCAGAGCGGUGAGUCUCCCCCUCCUCCCCCACAGCGACCCCUGUGACUCACACCAGCAGAGCGCGACCCCUGUGACUCACACCAGCAGAGCGGUGAGUCUCCCCCUCCUCCCCCUCCUCCCCCACAGCGACCCCUGUGACUCACACCAGCAGAGCGCGACCCCUGUGACUCACACCAGCAGAGCGGUGAGUCUCCCCCUCCUCCCCCUCCUCCCCCACAGCGACCCCUGUGACUCACACCAGCAGAGCGCGACCCCUGUGACUCACACCAGCAGAGCGGUGAGUCUCCCCCUCCUCCCCCUCCUCCCCCACAGCGACCCCUGUGACUCACACCAGCAGAGCGGCCCCUAUGCCACAGAGAGGUGCUCGGUGCUUCUUCAGGAGGAUUUCUCCAGGUGCCACGGGGUGCUGAGUCCUGCUGUGUUCCUGCAGCAGUGCAGAGCUGAGGCCUGUCGCUGCGGAGCCUCCUGCGUCUGCGCCGCUCUGGCUCAUUACGCUCGACUGUGUCGCCAGCGCGGCGUGACCGUGGACUUUAGAGCUAACCUCCCCGACUGCGAGGUUGUGUGUCCGUACUCAAUGCUCUACGGUCCUUGUGUGUCUUCGUGUUUGCGUCGAUGUUCUUCUCUGUCGUUGUCGUGUUCAGACGAGUGCGAAGAGGGCUGUGUGUGUCCAGAAGGAACCUACUACAACCACCGCAGCCGCACAUGUGUGCAACGGAGUGAGUGUCCCUGCAGUUUCCUGGGAGCAGACUAUGAUCCUGGAGACGUGAUCAUGACGUCAGCAGGUGUUCAGUUGUGUGUAGACGGGAAACUGGUGUCUCAGAGUCCAGCGAGCGACGGCCUGUGUCCCGUGGGUCAGAUCUUCCUGAACUGUUCGGACGCCCCUGUGAUGUCACAGAGGGGUGUGGCCUGUGAGCGUACCUGUGAGUCCUACUUGCUCAACCUGACCUGCUCCGCCCACGAGCCCUGUGUGUCUGGAUGCACCUGCCCGCCAGGGUCAGUCUCACCCGCCAGGGUCACUCUUUACCUCACCCGCCAGGGUCACUCUUUACCUCACCCGCCCUGGGUCACUCUUUACCUCACCCGCCCUGGUCACUCUUACCCUAACCCGCCAGGGUCAGUCUCACCCGCCAGGGUCAGUCUCACCCUCACCCGCCAGGGUCACUCUUACGCUCACCCGCCAGGGUCACUCUUUACCUCACCCGCCAGGGUCACUCUUUACCUCACCCGCCCUGGUCACUCUUACCCUAACCCGCCAGGGUCAGUCUCACCCGCCAGGGUCAGUCUCACCCUCACCCGCCAGGGUCACUCUUACGCUCACCCGCCCUGGUCACUCUUACCCUCACCCGCCAGGGUCAGUCUCACCCGCCAGGGUCAGUCUCACCCUCACCCGCCAGGGUCACUCUUACGCUCACCCGCCCUGGUCACUCUUACCCUCACCCGCCAGGGUCACUCUUACGCUCACCCGCCAGGGUCAGUCUCACCCGCCAGGGUCACUCUUUACCUCACCCGCCAGGGUCACUCUUUACCUCACCCGCCUGGGUCACUCUUACCCUCACCCGCCAGGGUCACUCUUACGCUCACCCGCCAGGGUCAGUCUCACCCGCCUGGGUCACUCUUUGCUUCACCCGCCUGGGUCACUCUUUACCUCACCCGCCCUGGUCAGUCUCAGUCUCACCCGCCAGGGUCACCCUCACCCAGAGGAGGCCUCUCUCUGUCUGCACUGGGCCCAUUACUCCUCUGA
Knipowitschia caucasica is the source of this 2436-nucleotide messenger RNA. Lineage: Eukaryota; Metazoa; Chordata; Actinopteri; Gobiiformes; Gobiidae. The record is from the annotation of a GenBank genome assembly.